GAUGCCGACAAAACGUAUUAUUCCAUGGAAAAUACCAGAUUGGUUGCUGAAUGAUGUCCUAUUGAACAAAUCUAUAUCCGAACGUUUACCAGCCCACUACAAUUUUGAAAUUCAUAAAACCAUAUGGAGAAUACACUCCCUACGUGCUAAAAGAAUCGCAUUGCAAAUGCCAGAAGGUCUAUUGUUGUUCGCCAUACCAAUUUCUGAAGUCAUCCAAAACUACUUCGUCCGUAUUAAUCGGACUUCGGAAUCUGACCUCCCCGACAACAAUAUUGCCGCUGAUGGAAACAUAAAGGAUCUUGAUAUUGUUAUCUUAGGUGAUGUUACAUAUGGUGCUUGUUGUAUUGAAGAUUUGACUGCGAAAGCACUCAAUGUUGACCUACUUGUACAUUAUGGUCACAGCUGUUUAAUACCAUUGGAUUCUCUUUCUGUCCUGUAUAUAUUUGUCGAUAUUCAAAUUGACAUUGCUCACUUUGUAGAUAGUAUAAAAGCCAACUUUGAAAAGUCUUCGCGUUUAGCACUUGUCUCGACAAUUCAAUUUGUAACCAGUUUGCAAGCCACUAAACAACCUUUACUGGAUUCUGGUUAUUCAGUUGUUAUUCCACAAUGCUUACCGUUAUCUCCUGGUGAAAUACUUGGUUGCACAUCGCCUAAAGUGGGAGGUGUUGAUGCUUUAAUUUACUUAGGCGACGGUCGCUUCCACUUGGAAUCUAUUAUGAUAUCUAAUCCAUUGUUAGAUGCUUAUCGUUAUGAUCCAUAUGAUAAAUCAUUCACACGUGAAUACUAUGAUCAUAAAGAAAUGCGUAGACACAGAAAAGAUGCGAUAGACACGGCUAAAACUGCUGUAAAUUUCGGUAUUAUUUUAGGUACAUUAGGUAGACAAGGAUCACCAGCUGUUGUAAAGCAACUUCAAACAGAAUUGGAAAAAUCUAAUAAAACAUACAUUAUAUUACUAUUGUCUGAAAUAAGUCCAAGUAAAUUAGCUCUUUUCGAUGAACAAGUGGAUGUUUGGAUUCAGGUUGCAUGUCCUCGUCUCAGUAUUGAUUGGGGUGCUGAAUUUACUAAACCAUUGCUUACACCAUAUGAAGCAUUUGUUGCUUUAAAUGGACAAGUUCAUUGGCCUAAAGACCUAUCUGAAGCUUAUCCAAUGGAUUAUUAUGCUAAUCAAAGUUUAGGCCCAUGGACACCAAAUCAUAAAUUGAAUAAAAAACCAGUGGAAAUGAUAAAAACGACUAACAAAAAGUGUUUAACAUGUGAAGAAACAGGUGCUGCUGUAAAUACAACUUGCUGUACAAAGUAGAAA
Messenger RNA from Trichobilharzia szidati, 1303 nucleotides. The record is from the annotation of a GenBank genome assembly. NCBI's taxonomy places the organism in Eukaryota, Metazoa, Platyhelminthes, Trematoda, Strigeidida, Schistosomatidae.